Salmo salar (Atlantic salmon) is the source of this 1847-nucleotide messenger RNA. RefSeq names its product Eukaryotic translation initiation factor 4E-1A (gene if4ea). The record is from RefSeq and is marked provisional. Gene Ontology annotation, biological process: translational initiation. NCBI's taxonomy places the organism in Eukaryota, Metazoa, Chordata, Actinopteri, Salmoniformes, Salmonidae. Gene Ontology annotation, molecular function: RNA 7-methylguanosine cap binding; translation initiation factor activity; copper ion binding. Gene Ontology annotation, cellular component: eukaryotic translation initiation factor 4F complex.
ACAGGAUGGCAUUGAGCCCAUGUGGGAGGAUGAACGGAACAAGCAAGGUGGGCGUUGGCUGAUCACGCUCAACAAGCAGCAGAGGAGACAAGACCUGGACCGCUUCUGGCUAGAAACACUUCUCUGCCUUGUUGGGGAGGCUUUCGAUGACUAUAGUGAUGAAGUGUGUGGCGCAGUAGUCAAUAUUCGCACUAAAGGAGACAAAAUCGCCAUCUGGACAGCAGACUUUGACAACAGGGAAGCCAUAACACACAUAGGGAGAGUCUAUAAGGAGCGGUUGGGAAUCCCCAUGAAGAUGACCAUUGGCUACCAGUCCCACUCUGACACCGCCACAAAGAGCGGCUCCACCACCAAAAACAAGUUUGUUGUCUGAAAAUGAACCGUGUGCCUUGUUUUGUCUACUUUUCAUUGUGGGUAGGUUUUGUUUACUUAACUGCAAUGGCUGCGUGACAAAAUCUGGGAAAAACUCAUGACUAUAUACCAAAGCUUCUACAGAAACAGCCCUAGACCUGUGAACACAGGAAAAACUUUAUUAACGGGACACACUACUUUCUCUGGAACACCCCCCCCCCACACACACACCUGCCAAUGCUAUUAAUCCACAUGUCAUAGCCACACAGGUGAACAUGCAAACCUCAAAAUGCAAAUGAAGACUGUUCAUAGUAGAUGUUCUGAGUGCUCUUAUAAAGAAAAUUAUUUUGUUGAUUUAUUUAAUGGCAGGGAAUUCAUUUGGAAUGCAAAAAUAAAACAAUUCUCAGUGCCCUUGUAUACAGCAUUGUAAUUGCUGUAAUCCUUAAUGAUGUUAUACUUUUUUAAUUUAUUAUACCAAUUUGCUUUUUAGCAUUUUGUUUUACUUGUUCUGUGCUAUGGCCUUAAAGGUGAUUUGUUUUUUGUAAUUUUUUUUUUUUUUGCAACCAGAUCUCUUAUUGUUUUUUAUGUUAAAUUACAUGUUAUAGAAUAUCCUUUUUUAUGAUUUCACUUGUUUUUGAGAAACUUACCCCAACCAGCAAAUCACUUCUUCAUCCUUGUUGUGUAGUUUAGGGGCCCUUCUAUAACAUGCCAUUUACAUCAAAAAUAGGGAUUUGGUUGUAAAAAAAAAAAAACUUCUCCUUUAAACCUCAAGCGCAUGUAAUCAAGCCUUUCUGAUAAUUUCAUGACUCAAUUAGUCUUUGUUAACUACAUGAUUAAAACUUUUUGGUUUUGCAAUUCGGUAGAAGCUGUUUUUAUAUUAUGGAAUACUUUUUGCAACUUGUAAUUUGUACAUUCCUUGUUAGAAAUGGUUUGAUAUUUGACUUACAGUGAUGCUGUAUUGCAAUAUAUACAUUUAUUAGUGAUUGGUUUUGAGCUUCUGCCUGCAAUGGAAACACAGCACUAAUGAGUCUUUAAAUAAAGUUUUUCUGUGACUUCAGAUCAUUUUUAAUGAUAUAAUAUGGGCCUAAUAAUAUUAUAUCGUAUAUGCCAUUUCAACCCCAGGAAACAAUCUAAUUUUCUAUGCCACUUGUAUUGCCAUAGCUAGUUGUUCUGUCCCUGUCACCCCUAGAGACUUAAUGUAGAGCUGAAUAAUGUAUAAAGCAAUAUUAUAGUAGCUACAUCUACAGUAUAUCACCUGUUGUGGCAUUUCAUGAAAGCCUACAACAAUGACAGCCCGUGACAAUGUCAUGACACCAAAUUAUAACGCUCAAAUACAUGAAAGUAUGAGUUGCCAUUAUGCCAGGCAUGUUUCAUUCUUUUGGCCAAACACAAGUGCUACCAGUUACUUUCAUAACUGCUGUUCAACAUUUGUACAUUAUGAAAUGCAUUUGGGUAUUUUAUUACCAAUUCAUAAAUAAACUGAGCUUUGCACUUCA